AUGAAUUCAUCUAUGACAAAUUCUACCUACGACAGUCUGACCAAAAUAUCUACACUUAACAGCAAGGUCAAUGAUUCUCUGAUUUUGAUUUACUUAACCUUAAUGUGUGUUUCUUAUUUAUUUUUCUUGUACUUCCUCACCGUCAUUCUGACUGUCUUCUUCUCCACCGUUCAAAUCCGAGAGAACCCUCGCUAUUUGCUUUUUGUUCACAUGCUUGUCACUGAUACAAUAUAUCUUACUUUGGGCAUUUUUCUCUCAUUGUCAACACUCUAUGUCCCACUGUACAUCCCAGUGCCGAUCUGCUAUAUUUUAAUCAUCACGCUAUCAACAGCCUUCAAGGUGACCCCAUACAACCUUGCAGUCAUGGCUCUGGAACGCUACGUGGCCAUAUGUUUCCCACUAAGACACGGGGAGCUGUGUACAAGACAUAACUCAGUGGUUGCUAUUGCAGUGAUAUGGGUUAUUGGCUUUAUUCCAAACAUUGUAGAUUUUGCAAUAAUGAUUUCUAAUCAAAAGCCAAAUUUUUUCUCUCUUAGAUUCAAAUGUUCCAAGACAAUAUUUAUAAAUGUUCCAGAGCAGGACAUCAUGCGAAAUGUCACUAAUGUCCUGAGCUUUGUACUUGUAGGGCUGGUAAUGGUUUUCACAUAUAUCCAGAUUAUGCUCAUUGCUCUAAACUUUGGCUCAAAAAAUUCAUUGGCUUCUAAAGCUGGGAAAACCAUUAUGCUCCACGCCUUACAGCUCCUUUUAUGCAUGACUGCCUUCAGCCACAACAUUACAGAGGUGUACUUUAAAGAAUAUCUUCUUGCUAUGGCCAGAAUCAACUUCCUUUUCUUCAUGUGCCUACCCCGGUCCCUCAGCCCCCUGAUUUAUGGACUGAGAGAUGAAAUGCUCCGUAAUUAUAUCAAAAAGUUUGUUCUCUGUUAUCGUUUAAAAGUAUCACCAAUUGUAAAUUGA
Molecule: messenger RNA, 954 nt
Organism: Pelobates fuscus (common spadefoot toad)
Lineage: Eukaryota; Metazoa; Chordata; Amphibia; Anura; Pelobatidae
Product: odorant receptor 131-2-like
Exons: 1
Coding region: 1-954 (317 amino acids)
Biological process (GO): detection of chemical stimulus involved in sensory perception of smell; G protein-coupled receptor signaling pathway
Cellular component (GO): membrane
Molecular function (GO): G protein-coupled receptor activity; olfactory receptor activity; odorant binding
Source: RefSeq, a predicted model, not a curated record